AAACAGACAAGAUGGCGGCGCUGAGUUCCCCUUGGCCUCGGGCUGGCUGACUGAGCCAGGCUGACAGGGUGGGCGGGGAGGAACCCCAGCCCCUACAUAACCCCACACUCGGCCUAAGGGCAAACAUCUCUCACUCAGGGUCCUGAAAUAAUCUUUAUGAAAUGAACGAAGAAGAGGUAGUGGAGGAGAACAAAUCCCUUUCUUCGGAAAAUAUUAGUGCCGUAACAUCGAGCAGCAUUCCUAAAAAGCCAGCAGCAACAACAACAAAGGAUGUCUGCCUGCAAUACAAAGAUGACGCCAACUGGAUUAGCUCUUCCGAGCCAUUUAUGUACAGACACCGACCAACAUCAGAAAGAACACAGGAUAUAUCUCACUUAUUGGCAAAGAUUUUCAAGGAAGUUUAUACCGGAGAGGUGAUUGGAGAGGAUGUGAUCAAUAAUCUUAUGAAAUCACAAGGUGGAGACAAUGAAUACCAUGAGAAAUUUGUGCAGCAGCUCCAAGAGAUUCAUGAAGAGUAUGACAGGCGAAUCGCAGAGGCCGACACAAUUGAAAAGCACAUCAUCCAGGCCCGAGCACGAGCUGCAGCAGCGGAGGAGAAGGCUCUGAAUAAAACAAGGGAGGCGAGCGGAGGUAGCUUUGACACCCUGGAACUACCUUCAGUGAAAUCCACAUUCACGUGUUGCAUAGACAGUGUGCUACUCAAGAAGCACAAUUUAAUCGUUCCUGGGGAUUACAUCACAGAGAAGCCUCCGAUCAGAAAGGAUUCGAUACCUGCAGCAAAACCGAUUGCCCAUUAUCCUGAACUGACCAUCAGCUUUAGACAACGCGUUUCUCAAAGCCCUGUGGAUGAUGGUUAUUCUGACCAGAGUCCAUCUAAAGAUCAUUUGACAGAAGACAGAUCAUCUUUAAUUUUACAGUCGACUUCUGGUGAAUUAACAAGUUUGAAAAAAUCCAGCCCUCAGGAAGAAAAGUCCAAGAAGCCACGCUGGAGGGAUGAGUUGUCAGUGGCCGAUCGCAUCAAGGCUCGGGAGGAUAUGGCAAGGUUUGAGAGGUGCCACAACUUCCUGAAGAACCCACGUUUUCUACCCCCUCAACAGGGAGGCAAAUCACUCAUCAUUCCCAAAAAGAAAGUGCAGAAGAUGGUUGGCGAUAGAAAGAUCUUUGUGGAUGAAAGUGACCCUGGUGAACCCAUUCCUGUUUUCCUGGCAAAGCCACCGAUUAUCCUCUUCACGGACUACAAAGUCGGUCAGGUGUACGAGACCAACGUUGAGCUGCGGAAUAUGACGUCCAGUAGCCGUCACCUCCGAAUCAUCCCACCGAGCACCACUUUCUUUUCUGUUGGACUGGGUAAAUUUCCAGGAGAAGGUGGGAUAGUCGCUCCAGGAAUGAGCUGCCAGUACACAGUUCGCUUUGCUCCCGAUUCCCCAGCCGAAUUUGAGGACUUUCUAAUAGUGGAGACACAGACACCCUAUCCACUUGUGAUUCCUAUCGAAGCCAGAAGACCUCCUCCUAUAUUAACAUUACCUGCUACGUUAGACUGUGGAUUCUGCUUGAUGGGAGGAGUGAAGUUUACAGAGUUCCUAUGCAGAAACGAAGGGUACAAUGCUGGCUGUUUUUGCAUCAUGCCCAAGAGAAUGUGGCCGACAACCAACUUCAGGAGCGUAGCAGUGGCUGGAUUUCUGGACGUAACUCCGUUUGCAAUCAGACCGGCUGUGUUUGAGCUGCAGCCGGGACAGGCAUUGAUCCUGGAGGUUGCUUUCCUUCCACCUACUCCAGGAACAUUCUCUCAAACUGUUACAAUGGUUUGUGACAACUGCCACGUGAAAGACUUUGUACUAACAGGGUCUGGCCAGCAGGUUGCUUUGCAUUUCAUGUCGGUCAGUGGUGCAGAGAGCACGGCCAACCUAGGCGAGUGCAGAGACGUUACAGCAGAGCACUUUGUCCGCUUUGAGGCAACAAACCCACACGUAUGCUCCCAAAAGGUGAUCACCAUCCGCAAUGCUACACACAUAGAUCUUCCCUUUUGUUGGCAAGCGCUUAAGCCUAAUCUGGUGUGCGCUAUUCCUGGAGAGUCCAUUGAAUACCCCAACCUGGAUUACGAUCAAGACUUGAAAACGGCCUUCCACGUCUGCCCAGAGAACGGUGUGAUGGAACCUCACCAGGAUCACGAGUUCAUUCUCACUUAUUUCCCGCAAGAGCUGAAGGAAUACCACAGUGUGCUUUACCUUAUCCUGCGCAAUAUUCCUGAACCUUCAAAUGCCAAUGAAUGUAACAGCGGUAGUCGGAAAAAUAGCAUGGAAAGAUCCAUAAAAGCAGCUGCAGCAUCUGGGGGUAACAUCAUAGCGCUGGAGGUGGAGGUUAAAGGCACCACUGAACCGUUUCAGGUCCUGCUGAAACCUUACGCCUUUCUCAUCCCGGGUGACAACUACAUGAACACGACUUUGAAAAGGUAUUUUCAGAUUUGGAACAACAGCAGUUCAUCCAUCUAUUUUGAGUGGGAGAGAAUGCAUGAUUCUCACAUCUUGGAGGUGCUACCUCCUUGUGGCACAAUAGAGGGCAAUGAUUACUGUGAACUGGAACUGUUGCUUACUGGGGGCAAGCCCGAGAAAAUGGCCCAACGCCUACAGUGUCACAUCCGGCAUCAUGUGGAGCCAGUCAUCCUUUGUGUGGAGGCAACCUUCGUGGGUCCACGGGUUUGCAUAGACCAUCCAUUUCUGGAUUUCUGCCUGGUAAAGUUCGGAACCGGAGCUGCUUGCAGCCUGCACCUCAAGAACAAAUGCCAGCUGGCUGCUUCAUGGUUUUUGCAAGAGAGUCCUGCAUGCCUGAAGGAGAGAGAAGAAGAGGUGUCACAAUUUAUCUUUGAACCAUCGAGUGGAGAUCUGCCACCACUGUCUGAAUACACUGUGAAUGUACUGUUUACGCCCACCAAGUGUCAAAGCCUGAAGACAGUUCUUGAACUGAAUGUAGAAAAUGGAGAUGCAAGUCACAUCGCAGUGAAGGCUGAGGUCCAGGAGGUACGGGUCUGCCUGCUGAGUUGCACCGUGGUGUUCAAAGAUAUCUACGUUGGCAUCCCAGCCCAGGAGAAGGUAACGCUGUUUAACCAGACGCUGCUGCCUGCAAAAUGUUCCUGGGGAGAGGUGCAUCAAAGCCAUGUACAUCAAUGUCGAAUCAAAAUCACUCCAGCAAGCUUCACCUUGGGACCAAAUGAAAAGGCAGUGGUGUGCGUCGAAUUGACAGUUUUCAGCGCAGAGGAUCUGAACGGCGCUAUGGUCUCGUGCACAGUGGAGGACAUGAACGAACCACUGUUGCUGGAAUUAUUCGCUAAACCAAAGGGCUUGAAUAUAGCAUACAGCAUCCCUGACGAUGACUAUGUGAAUGAAUCGCCGGUGCUGGACUUCAGUGAGAUGGUGGUGCACGGCACAGUGAAGAGAAAGCUGCUAAUCACCAACAACUCAGCCAUCACCGGCCACUUCAACCUGGAAAUGGAAUACUUCAGCAGUUGCCCUCCUCUGCCCCCUACAGUCAGCAUGCUGCCUCACAGCCUUUCGCCCAGACACUCAAGACUACCUCUCCUGAAGAGAACAGUGAAUCUUACAGAAGGUCCAAGCAAGUCACAGGACCAACAGCAACGUGAAUUUGCAGAUGUACUGCUCUGCCACAAGAAAGGUGCAGCGUUUGUGGUUCAUCCCGUGACGGGAACCCUGGAGCCCUACCAGCAGCGGGAGAUCGAAGUCACUGCCUAUGCCAACAUGUGGGGCGACUACCAAGAUAACCUCGUCUGCAGAGUUGCAGGUCUCAACCCUACCUAUAUCCCCAUCCAGUUGUCCGUUCAAGGUGUUCCACUCUACUUCAAGAUUUUAGGUCCCCAGAAGGACAACCAGAAGCGAGGCCCCAUGAUCAGGUUUGGAACGCACAUUUCUGGAGGAGACACGGUGUCCCGCUACUUACGAAUUAUCAACCCAGGUCCCUGUGAUAUCAGACUGGACUGGGAAACGUACAAUGUGGAGUCAGACGACAUGCAGCUGGUGGACCUGUUGGUGUUUUACGGGCAGGAUUUUCCAUUGAAGGAUGAAAGCGGGAACGAGACCAACUCCAGCGCCCUGCCCAGCGAGAGCGAUCACGCCAGGAACUGGGACUCGAUUUCCAACAGUGCAGAGAGCAGCUCUGUGGGCCUCCAUACAGGAUGUGACUUGGAAGAGGAGCCGGAGCUGGAGGAGGAAGAAAAUAUGAUGUUGACGAGCGACCUAAUUACUGUGGUGUUACAGGCUCAUGAGGGCACUCAGGCUGAUUAUCCAUAUUGUGUGACUCCGCGGCAGAUGGUGGUCCCUGGUGGUGGAUGUAGCAUCAUCAAUGUCUCCUUCACCCCACUCGCUCUGAAUGGAGAAGCAACAAACGUGGAGUGUGAGGGCUUUGCCUUGGGGUUUCUAAGUCUGGACAAUAAGGUUGCGGUUGGGGAACCUGGGAAGGUAAGCAGAAACCAAGGAUACAAGACAGAGCCUCUACGGUUAGACUUUUCUGGAGACGUACAAGCUGCCAUGUUAACAGUGGAGAUGGACGAUGAUGAUGAAGACCAGCUCACGUUUUAUGCGGCUGCAAGUGAUUUGAUUCCAGACGGCUUGGAUGGCAAGAUUCAGAGAGAAAUUCUGAAGACGCGUGGCCUGAAACUGAGCAACAACACUGAGACCCCACUGUGCUUCCACUUCUUGCUGCAAACUCCCUUCUGUGUCUUGGAUGUGGACCCCAAAAACACCUUGAAAUCUUCAAACAGUGACCGGGAGGAGAACGUAAAGUUUCUCAUGUUAUUCCCACAGCAGCACAUGCAUGUCACUGUGGCAUUCUGCAUUUCCUGGGAGCUGCUGAGUUUUCAGGGAAAUAUAUGCACGAAGGAGGAACAUGAACUGGUGUUUAAGCAGGACCUGGUGAUUGAGUACAACAACAACAGCGCACAGCUCAUUCCCCUCCACGCCCAUUUCUUUCUGCCAUGCAUUGAGGUCUCCACUGAAGAUGUCAAUUUUGGUACCUGUUUGGUUGGACAGACCCGGAAGAAGGAAAUCUUCUUGCUGAACAGGUCAAAGUCGAAGAGUUACUGGACGGCAACAUUGGUUCCCAGUAAAAGACACAGGAAUGAGAGCGUGUUUGCAAUUUGCCCCACGUGCGGGGUCCUGGAGGCGCGUGUCAUACAGUUAGCUUCCAGCCGGACUACCUUGCUGAUCACCUUUACUGCCAGAGACAGUAAAGUGUACAAGGCCAGCGUCACCAUCCACGGAAUGCUGGGAGAGAGACCCAUAAAGCUGUUGGUGCAGGGAAGAGGAUCGGUUGACGAAAGGUUCGAAGCCACGUACACCCCAUAAGCAUCUUAACUCAUAUCGAAGAUGCAACAAAAAACAAACUGGCAGGAACUCUGCAGGUCAAGCAGCGUCUGUGGGAAAUGGAGAACCUGGAAGAGUCCCCACCCAAAACAUUUCCCUCUACAGAUGGUGUCUGACUUGCCGAGUUCUUCCAGCAGUUUGUUGAUUUGCUUCAUGUGGUACAUGUUUUAUUUAAUCUGCCUUACCAGCAAGAUACCUGCAUCAGGAAACUCUGAGCCCAUGUUAAUAUAAGAGUUUUCAAGAUCGUCAAAUGUGCCUUGAAAACCAAGUUUUGAAAUGUGCAAAAAAAUGCACAGCCAUUAUUUCAACUGAAAUCUAUAUUUGUAAUGUUUUUGCUGUGCUCAUUGUAUAACAUUACAUCAUAUUGUAAAAUAAGAACUUUUA
Messenger RNA from Amblyraja radiata (thorny skate), 5753 nucleotides. It is a transcript of the gene dlec1, whose product is annotated as DLEC1 cilia and flagella associated protein. Gene Ontology annotation, cellular component: cilium; cytoplasm. The transcript is spliced from 41 exons. Bases 162 to 5351 code for a protein of 1729 amino acids. Gene Ontology annotation, biological process: negative regulation of cell population proliferation. Lineage: Eukaryota; Metazoa; Chordata; Chondrichthyes; Rajiformes; Rajidae. The record is from RefSeq and is a predicted model, not a curated record. Gene Ontology annotation, molecular function: tubulin binding.